GCGGAAGCGACGGCUUCCUCUUCCCUUCUCCAGAACUGGGAAGCUUCGCUUGUGAAUAGCUGAGCAGAGGACGUGGGGAUGGUCGCUGCACUUUUGGAAAUGCGAAGCAGCAGUUCUCCAAGGCCUUAGCCUUUCUGAUCUCUCAAGCAUCUUCUACAUCAGGUGAUGCCAGAAACGGAACUGGAGUUCUUCAGCGUGCAAGAAGCCAAGCACCUUCUUGAUCCAGGGAAGACAGAGGAACAUUACCAGCCUUUGGGUAUCUCCUGAUUUGUCAAAAGUCUCUGGUACUUCCGGACAUCCUCAGGAUUACCUACCAGAAUAGCCUGAGCCUUGGCAAACAGACAUGUCUGCUACCUAUGCAGGAAGAGGCAGGGAGGGGUGUUAAGAAGGCAAGCCGCUUGAACUGAGUGGAGCAAGAAAUGACCACCGAGCAAAGAGAGGUGGCCUUAGCAGGCCUUGAGGCCUCUGUAGAGAAGGGAGUGAAAAUGGAAGAUACGGACUCCACCAGCCCCUCUCCUUCUGAAGGUCUGAGAAGAUCCAGGAAGGCCCCUCAUGUUUCUCAGGUUGCAACUGUCGAAGAGUGUCUGAGCAGGGCAAAGCAAGCGGAGCAGGAGACAGAUGACAAGUUGUUGUCGCAGUGCUGUGAAGCCCAGUGGCAGGAAUUUCUGAAGACGGUCCAGCCUCCUUCUUCAGGGUGGAGCCACUCACCACUCUCAGGGGCAGCCGUCCUGGUUCCCCCCGAAAUGUCCCCUGGCAAUUGCCAUGGAUCCAUGCAGGAGACGGCGGGUGGACUUCUUUCAGGCCUGAAAGAAGGGUCCCAAAAGGCCAAUGUGACUGGAGGAAAAGUGGACCACGGAGACAUGCAGGGAGAGGCUCUGGGCGACCAGACCCUCAGCACAGAGAUGCGGCGGCAGUGCUUCCGCUGGUUCUGUUACCAGGAGGCCUUGGGGCCUCAGGAGGUUUACGUCCAGCUUGAAGAGCUCUGCCUGAAGUGGCUGAGGCCUGAGGUGUGCACCAAGGAGCAAAUUGUCGACCUGAUCCUCUUAGAGCAGUUCCUCGCCAUUUUGCCGGAGGAGAUCCAGAACUGGGUGGGGGAAGCCAGCCCAGAGACCUGUGUCCAAGCAGUGGCCCUGGCAGAAGAUUUCUUCCUUCGGCAACAAGAAGCCGAACAGUGGAAGCAGGAGGUUCUGGGAGAAUUUGAGGAGGUGGCCAUAAGUUUCUCAAGAGAAGAUGAAGCUCCAUCGGGCACGGUGGACAGGAAUCCCUCCCAAGAGAUCAAACAGGAGGACUCAGAAGGAACCACCUUGUUAGCAGAUGACAGUUGGGACAGCGAGACUGAAAUAACUUCGUUUGAGGUUUCAGAGGAAGGAAUCAAGCCUCGAGACAUAGCAGAAGACUUUGGGAACUUGGAGGGACCAAGGUGGGAGGAGGGGAGCCAAAUCGACAAGAGAAAGAACAAGCCCAUCCUUUGCCAGAGUGACAAUUUGGGUGAAAUCGUAUUCCAGCAAAGAGUAGGCCUAGGAAAAAGAAGACACAUGUGCAAUAUGUGUGGGAAAGCUUUUACCCAAAAAUCAAACUUAAACAGGCACCAGAGAACCCACAUGGGAGAAAAAAAGUAUCAGUGUUUUAAAUGUGGGAAAGCCUUUAACUGGGAGACUAGCUUUAUCAGACACCAGAGUUUCCAUACCGGGGAAAAGCCUUAUCUGUGCACCGACUGUGGGAAGAGCUUUAGCCGGAGUGCAAAUCUUAUCAUCCACCAGAGAAUUCACACAGGGGAGAAACCGCAUUGCUGUGUAGACUGUGGGCAAAGCUUUAGCCAGAUCUCCAAUCUUGUCCGGCACCAGCGGAUCCACACAGGAGAGAAGCCAUACAAAUGCUUGGAGUGUGAGAAGAGCUUCACACAGAAAUCAAACCUUAUCAAACAUCAGAGUGUCCAUUUGAGUGACAAGCCAUACAAACGGUCAGCUUGUGGGAAAAAAAUUAAUCAGAGGUUAAGCCGUAGUAAUCUUGAGAGAAUCCAUGCAGGAGACAACCCCUGUUCAUGUUUUAAGUGUGGGAAAAUCUUUUCCCGGAGAGGCAAUCUUCUCCGGCACCAGAGCAUCCACACAAAAGAUAAACCUCAUAAAUGCUCAGAAUGUGGGAAGAGGUUCAAUCAGAGGACAAACCUUAAUGCGCAUCAGAGAAUCCACACUGGAGAGAAACCUUAUAAAUGUCUGGACUGUGGAAAAAGCUUCAGGUGGAGAGCGCAUCUCAUCAUACACAAGAGAUUGCACACAGGAGAGAAGCCACACAAAUGCACAGAAUGUGGGCAGAGCUUCAGCCAGAGAUCCAACCUUGUCAGACACCUUAGAAUCCACACUGGAGAAAAGCCGUAUAUCUGCUCCGACUGUGGGAAGAGCUUUGGUCAGAAAUCCAACCUUAUUAAACACCAGAGGAUUCACACAGGGGAAAACUUAUUCAAUCAGAAGUCCAAUCAUAUUAGUGAAACAAUCCUCCCAGGAGAAAAUCCAUACAUAUGUUUCAGGUGUGGCAAAAUAUUUUCCCGAAGGGGGAACCUUCUUAGACAUCAGAUUAUCCACACCAGAGAGAAGCCACACAAAUGUUCGGAUUGUGGAAAAAGAUUCAACCAGCGAACUAACCUCAUUAGCCAUCAGAGAAUCCACACAGGGGAAAAACCUUUCAAAUGCUCUGAUUGUGGCAGGAGCUUUCGUCAGAGUCCGCACCUUAUUAAACAUCAGAAGGUGCAUACAGAAGUGAAGACAUCCCUUACAAAUUCAGAUUAUGGGGAGAGCUCUAGUCAUAGUAGAAACAAGAGAAUCAGUACUGAAGAAAACCCUUAUGAAUGUCUCCAGUGUGGGAAAAUGUUUACCUGGCAAUCAAACUUUAUCAGACAUCAGAAAAUCCAUGCUGGUGAAGAGCCUCAUAAAUGCUCCUCCUGUGGGAAGAAGUUCAAUCGGAGGAAAAACCUCAUUGCUCACCAAAAAGUCCACAUGAAAGAGAAGCCGUUUAAAUGUUCAGACUGUGGGCAGAGUUUUGCAUGGGAAGCACACCUGGUCAUCCAUCAAAGAAUCCACACAGGAGAGAAACCCCAUAAAUGCAUUGAGUGUGGGCAGAGCUUCAGUCAGAGAUCCAACCUUGUCCGACACCAGCGAAUCCACACAGGCGAGAAGCCCUAUAAAUGCUUGGACUGUGGCCAGAGUUUCAGUCAAAGAACACACCUUGUGGUACACCAAAGAAUCCACACAGGGGAGAAACCACAUAAAUGCUCUGAGUGUGACCAAGGCUUCAGUCAAAGAGCACACCUCAUUGUACACCAGAGAAUCCACACAGGGGAGAAGCCGCACAGAUGCACAGACUGUGGGCAAGGUUUCUGCCAGAGGUCAAAUCUUAUCAGACAUCAGAGGACCCAUUCUUGUGAGAAGGAGAAAUAGAUAUAAUGAUGCUACAGGAGAACUUCCUUUUGGAGCUCGUGGUGUCUCAGUCAGCCAAAGAUACACAGUACAAAGAGAAAAAUGUUUGUAUUACAGAGAAAAAUUAAGUUAAUACUUUGGCUCUUCUUCAUGUGCAAACCCAGUGAGGACAGGAGCAAAACUGUUUGAAUCCAUGGGUUAAGUUUGACAAUUGCAAGAAGAGUGAAUGGGUCAGUGUUGUCUGUGCCCAGAGGGAGGAGGUCACUUCCAAUGUGCCUAAGGUCCAGCUGCUGUCCUCCUUCCAGCUCUUGAGAACUUCCAGCAGAGGUCUCUGAGGGAGCCAAUUUUGCCUCAGGAAGGACAGGGACUUUUUCUAAUGUGACACCUCUGCUCCAAAGACCAUUCCCAUCCCAGUCUUGAAAAACAGAGCUGCCCCUUGGUGCGUUCUCUAGGAAAACCCAAGAAUGUGCCCUAUUGAGAUCAUCUGAUUACUCCCUUCUAUUUCCCCUGCUGGUUUCUUCUCAACAUUCUUCUCUUCAGUUGAAGUUUCUGGCUCCUUCUUCUUGUACUUUGGGUAAUUGGGGGUUGGGUGUACCUGUGUUCUUGUUUCCUAUCUAUGGUUGGAAUGCAGUGCUAUCCACCUUCCAGCUCUCAACAACUGUCUUCCAGCUAGGUUUGCCCUUCUCGUGGUGGGUGAAGAUCUCCCACUGUUACAACUGAUCUCCAGGAGGCAGAAAAUGGCCACUUUGGAAAGUGGACUCUGUGGCAGUAUACUCCACUGAAGUCCUGUCCCUCCCCAAACACUGCCCUCCUCACACUCGACCCUCAAUUUAUCCAGGUAUUUCCCAACCUGACCUCGCAAACCUACUUCCAGCAACUCUUGGAGGACCCAUUUUUCUCCUUUCCUUUUUUCCCUCCUUCUACCGGCGCCUUUCUCCUAAAGACCAUAAGUCUGUAAACAAAGUUAUUCGGCAGCACCUGGCCAAUUUAGGUACUUUAUUUUUAAAAAGUGGUUAAUAAAGGAAUCUAAAAAGCUGCGAAAGUAGGGAAAUGUUUGGCUAGAACCAAAGGUGGUAAGCUGAUUUGGAGAACAGUGUGUCCCCUCCACCUCCCCAUUGCUCCCUGUGACUUUCACAUAUGAAGUAGCCUGAUACUGAACAGAGUAAGGGAAGGGGUCAUGGUGUAGACCAAUUUUGUCAAAUCUUGGAAGGUAAGUAGGGUUGGUACUUGGGUGGGAGACCGUCAGGGCCAACUUUGCAGAGGUAGACAAUGGUGAGCCUCCUCUGCUUCUCACUUGCCUUUACAGCCUUUUGCUGGGGUUGCUAUAAGUUGAUUGUGACUUGACCACACUGAUUAAGACCAGUGGCCCACCUAGCCAGGUAUUGCCUCCUCUGACUGGCAGGUAUUACCUAUGCUCUAAGACAGAUCACAGUCAAGGGGAGAAUCCAAGGGUUGAAUGUGGGGCCAUCCGUGUACAGAGCUGGUACUUUACCUGUGAGUUGCAGCAGUGUCUAUCCAUCCAAAUUUGUUUUAUGCAGACUCAAACUUUGAUCCAUUUAGCUCAGUAUGGUGUUCUCUGAAUGGCAGUAGCUGUGUCUGGAAGAAGUCAGGGUCACACCAGCGAUAGCAAGCUGAGGAAAAGAAUCAAAGUAUUGAAAAAUUCCUUCACUGUUAUUGCACUGGUGGGAUCAGGAAGUAACAAUGAAGGAAUUGCUUAACACUUUAAUUCUUUUCUUGUGCCAGGUAUCUGCCAGAGCAGGAUAUUUUCUUUCUGGGUGUUGAGCAGAAAAGUGUCUUUCCUACACUUGCUGUACGAAAUACUAUAAUUGGUAAUAUCGGGGGACUGGCAAAAAUAAAUUUGUCUUUAGUGACCAAGUAAUUAAAUUCUGCGAUUCACUGCCAGUGGUAGUAGUGAUGCCCACAAGCAGAGACAGCUUUAAAAGGGGGUUAGACAGAUUCAUGGAGGAGAGAUCUAUUGAUAGCUACUAGCUGCAUGGACUAAAGGUAACCUCCAUGUCCAGAGGCAGGCAGCUUUUGAAUCCCAGUGCUGAGAGGCAUGAUCAAGGAAAGGCCACAACCUCUAUGCCCUGCUUUUGGUCCUUCAGAGGGACUGGGUGACCUUGGCCUAGCCACAGGACUCACUCAGUCCCUUUUACCUCACAAGAUGUCUUGUGGGGAGUAGAAGGGAAGGAGUUUGUAAGCCGCUUUGAGACUCCUUACAGGAGAGAAAGGCAGAAUAUAAAUCCAAACUCCUCAUCUUCCUCUUCUUCACAUAACUCAAUCAGAAUAUUGAUCUCUGUAGUUCAGUAUCAUCUUCUUUGACAGACAUUGACCAUAUUUGAAUCACUGUGUAAAGAAUUAUUUCCUUGUGUCCAUCCUAAAUCUCCUGCCUGUCAGCCUCUUUGGAUGCCCUCAAGUUCUAGUAUUUUGGAAGAAGAAAAAUUACUACUACAGUAUCAGGCAGUUUUGUUUCUCUGACAGUUUUUUCUAGUAUCUGGGAUCCCUUUUCUAAUGAACUUGGGCUGUUUUGUAUGCAUAGUGUCCAUUGUAUCACUUAGCCACAGCACUUCCAAAGUAAAUAGACCUCUAAUAGGCUCAUAAUCUGGGAUUCUGUAAAGUUGUGUGUUCAGAUUGUAGCUGGCCUCACCUCAGGGUGUAACCCUGCAGUAGGCCUCAACUGGUAAACUGAGGGAAGAUGUUAUGGUGCAAGUCUUAUUCCAGAUGGAAUUCAAUUCUAGACCCUCGUGCAUUCAAAAUCAAAUUGUGCCUCCAGACCAAGAAAUCUCCACAAAACCCUUUCUGCCCAUGGCCAAGGUUUGCCCAAGUUUUUGAAAUGUCAGUGUCUGGAAAAACCCUGCGAUUCAGCGUUCAUUAGGCUUUGAAAUGUCCCCUUGGAAAAAGAAACUGGGAGAUUUUCAGAAUGAAAUGAGCUGAAGGCUCAUUGCACUACCUAGCUGUACAAACGAGGUUUUAAAAUUCAACAAGGACACGUUGAACAUUUGAGUUGCAGUUUUCAAAAGCCACUUUCCACUGUGUAGUUAGCAAAGGAUUCUGGGAACUGUGUUGGGACAGACACUCGGCUUGUUCAAGCUGAGGCUCACUGGUUUUCUAUUUGACCGAACUGAAGAAAGAGUCUUGUGGCAUUUAAAAAACUGGCAUGCAGUUUUCACGGAGAACUGAAUUUCUCAAGUCUAACUCAGCAGUUUCAUACUGGAGUCACCCUUUGAAUGUCUUUGUUUUUGGUCGACAGCAAAGGAUCCCAUGAGCCUGCAGUGUUCUGAACAUUGCAAUUUUUAAUGUCCAAUUUGUGUAUGACGCUGACCUAAAAGUCACUGCUCCUUGAAGGUAGAAUCUUGCAUUAAAUUGAUGCAUUUAGAAUUUAUCAGGAAGCUUGCUCCCAUCCAAUUUGGGCUCCUUUGUGAUUUUGAGUUCCUCUGUGCUCCAGGGGUUAAAUUCUCUUCACAAAGCAGCAAAAUCAGAUUACCCAAAGACAAAGCAGGGAUACUUCUGGUGUGCAGAAGGAUAUGACUUUGUUCAUUAACCAAGACAGAGGAAAACCCUAAAAAGUCUUAAUCCAGACUGACUGUGUUCCGGGAGGUGUGAAAUAUUAAGAACUGCUACAUUACCGGUAAGAGGGAAAAAGAAGGAGUGGAAGGGAAAACUACCCAUGAGGUCCUACAUGAUUGGGGAGAACAUUUGAGGGGUAGUUUCCAAAUUUCCUCUCUUCUACAAUCUGGAAGAUGUGUUCAAAGAUGUGUUGAAUUAAAAGAUGCCACAAGAAUUCUUUUUAGGUUUUACCAGAACAGCUCAACACAGUGACCUCUCUGGAGUCUGAACAGCACACCUGACUAUUCCUUGGAGUUAGCGAUGGGUGACAAUUUGUGGUGGAUCAGUUCAGGCAAUCUUGUCAUUCCAGCUCAAGAGGGAAACCUUUAGAAAGCUCCUGAAGAACUCUGCAUUCCCUGAAACACAACGUUUAAAACUGGGGGAAGGGAGACAAGAAGCCAGUAAUCGCAGAAAUGGGCAACUUGCGUGUCACGUUGAUGCGGGUCCCCUGCUUUGAAGCUUCUGGAAUGUACUGUACAGUAUCUGAAUAAGCUGCUCUACAAACUCCCUUUUUAAAAAACCUAUCUUGUGACUUUGUGUUGUGUUUAAACAUUGUGGUUCUGCCCUCCCCCCCUUCCCCACCUUUGUGUUGAUGUGUGUUUUAUUCUUGGGAAGAAAUAUCUUUUUCAACAGUUUCUCCUGUAAGUAAAAAGCCUAAAAAUAUAAUAUUUUCCACCUUU
This is a messenger RNA of Sphaerodactylus townsendi, 7696 nucleotides long. Its product is annotated as zinc finger protein 420-like. Lineage: Eukaryota; Metazoa; Chordata; Lepidosauria; Squamata; Sphaerodactylidae. The record is from RefSeq and is a predicted model, not a curated record. The transcript is spliced from 5 exons. Gene Ontology annotation, molecular function: DNA-binding transcription factor activity, RNA polymerase II-specific; RNA polymerase II cis-regulatory region sequence-specific DNA binding. Gene Ontology annotation, biological process: regulation of transcription by RNA polymerase II. The coding region runs from base 420 to 3431 and encodes 1003 amino acids.